This is a messenger RNA of Xylona heveae TC161, 2721 nucleotides long. RefSeq names its product pre-mRNA-splicing ATP-dependent RNA helicase PRP28. The record is from RefSeq and is a predicted model, not a curated record. Gene Ontology annotation, biological process: mRNA splicing, via spliceosome. Bases 26 to 2452 code for a protein of 808 amino acids. Gene Ontology annotation, molecular function: RNA binding; RNA helicase activity; ATP binding. NCBI's taxonomy places the organism in Eukaryota, Fungi, Ascomycota, Xylonomycetes, Xylonales, Xylonaceae. Gene Ontology annotation, cellular component: catalytic step 2 spliceosome. The transcript is spliced from 3 exons.
GACAGCUAUUCGUACUUCUGCCAAAAUGAAGGAAGACGUUGAUGGAACGUCUGCGUUGCACCCUCCACCUCCGCCGCCGCCAAAUUCAGACGCACAUUCGAUACCUCCACCUCCUCCGCCGCCUGACACUCUCGCCCCCCCGGCACCACCACCGCCAGAAGAGCUUUCCCAUCCUCCGCCACCGCCAUCAUCUCCGCCAACAGAAGCCGCAGUACCAAAUUCAGCGGAGGCUUCUACCAAAAAAACAAAAUCUGGAUGGGGUUCUAAGCCGGCAAAGACUCCUCUUAGCAUAGAAGAAAUUUUGAGGAAGAAGAGAGAAGCGGACGCGGCUGCCGCCAAACCCAAAUUCCUAUCCAAAGCUCAGCGAGAGAAGCUAGCGCUUGAAAAAAGGGCAAAGACAGUCGAGGAGCAAAAGAAGAGGACAGAUUCCGAUCUUAGCUCCGGCUCUAGGACUCCGCUGCCGUCCAAUGGAACCCCAAAUACCAAAGUUGCGGAUGUCAAUGGAACCUCUGUUGUGCCGACAGGCCCAAGGGCUUUGCGACAAAGCGAAAUACCGACAGGCCCAGCUGCAAUGCGAUCGUCGCUCCCCAAUAAAGGAUACGACAUGGUUCCGCCCCCCCCACCGAAGCCGAUUUCCUUCGGAAAAUCAUCGAAACAAUUAGAGAAACGACCGCCUACUGAAGAUGCUGAAGCAGCACUGAUUCGACAACGAUAUAUGGGCGCUGAUACCAACACCUCUACCUUUUCCGCGAAGAAGAAGCGAAGAAGAACCACCGAGAGAAAGUUCAACUUCGAAUGGAAUGCAGAAGAAGAUACAAGCGCGGAUCACAGUCCGUUAUAUCAGACACGAUCCGAAGCGAAUUUCUACGGGCGCGGCCGUUUGGGCGGCUUUGCAGACGACGUGGUUGAAGGGGGCGUGAAGAAAUACGCAAGAGCGCUCGAAGAACGAGAUCGUGAUGCUGGAAGCUUUCGAGCAAGAGAACUUCUUGAAAUGGAAAGGAGAAGGAAGGAGGAAGGCGGUCGCCAUAUGCUUGAUAGACAUUGGAGUGAAAAGCCUUUGGAACUUAUGCGCGAGAGAGAUUGGCGGAUCUUCAAAGAAGACUUCAACAUCAGCACAAAGGGCGGAUCCAUCCCAAAUCCUAUGCGCUCUUGGGCAGAAUCUGGGCUACCGAGACGUCUGCUCGAUAUAGUCGAUCAGGUGGGCUAUGUGGACCCGUCUCCUGUCCAACGUGCAGCGAUUCCAAUUGCUCUUCAAUCAAGGGAUCUCAUUGGUGUCGCAGUUACAGGAUCCGGCAAGACAGCAGCCUUCUUACUUCCGUUGCUCGUUUAUAUUUCCGAGUUACCGGCGCUCAAUGAACUGACAAAGAAUGAUGGUCCUUAUGCCAUUAUAUUGGCACCAACGCGAGAGCUGGCUCAGCAAAUUGAGAUCGAAGCGAAGAAAUUUGCGACGCCUCUUGGUUUCACUUGCGUGAGUAUUGUAGGUGGCCACUCUCUUGAAGAGCAAGCCUACAGUCUUCGUGACGGAGCAGAGAUCAUUAUUGCCACGCCGGGCCGUCUAGUGGAUUGCAUUGAGCGUCGAGUUCUUGUCCUGAGUCAAUGUUGCUACGUAAUCAUGGACGAGGCAGACAGGAUGAUCGAUCUUGGCUUCGAGGAUCCGGUGAAUAAAAUUCUGGAUGCUUUACCAGUCGCAAACGAAAAGCCCGACUCUGACGACGCCGAAAACGCGGUUGCAAUGAGUCGACAUCUUGGUGGGAAAGAUCGAUAUAGACAGACCAUGAUGUACACAGCGACCAUGCCCUCGGCAGUGGAGAGAAUAGCGCGAAAGUACCUGCGAAGACCUGCCAUUGUGACUAUUGGAAACGUUGGCGAAGCUGUUGAAACCGUAGAACAGCGGGUUGAAUUUGUCGCUGGAGAGGAUAAGAGAAAGAAAAGACUUGCCGAAAUUCUUUCAUCCAGGGAGUUCCAUCCGCCAAUUAUUGUUUUUGUCAAUAUCAAACGCAAUUGCGACGCGGUUGCCCGGGAUAUCAAGCACAUGGGAUUUUCCUCUGUGACGCUCCACGGAAGCAAAACUCAGGACCAGAGAGAGACAGCCCUAGCAUCCGUUCGUUCUGGGCAGACGGAUGUCUUAGUUGCCACCGACCUUGCUGGUAGAGGUAUCGACGUGCCUGACGUUAGUCUGGUCGUAAAUUUCAACAUGGCUACCAAUAUUGAAAGCUACACUCACCGGAUUGGUCGUACAGGUCGUGCUGGUAAAAGCGGUGUUGCCAUAACAUUCCUUGGCAGUGAGGAUGCCGAUGUUAUGUAUGACUUAAAGCAAAUGCUGAUGAAAUCGUCAAUUUCUCGGGUCCCUGAGGAGCUUCGUAAGCACGAAGCUGCCCAGCAAAAGCCUCAACGAGGAUCUCAGAAGAAGAUAGAAGAGAGCAGCGGAUUUGGCGGAAAGGGUGGCUGGUAGCCAUCUGCAAACUCAACGGCAAAGUCAGGAUAUUUACUUCACAAUACUCUGCCAUCGAUAUUCUUUCGUGAACCUCUCGAAUGUCACGGCUCGUCCACAUUUCAAGCCUUUCGAAAGCACAAGGAGCUCCAAACACAUCAAAGCCCACCAUGCAGCUGAGCAUGUGUAAAGGCAAGUAUUGGUUUGUGGCUUAUAGACUCAAGAAAUUGUCCAAAGCUGCUUGCGAUUUUCUGGUGUGGUUCCAUUGUCACUACUACUGAGUGUGUACG